AUUUCCAUUAAAAAAAUUAACAAGAAAUCAGAGAAAAAAAAUGGGAGAAAAAAACGUAGAAGCAUUUCAAACUCUUGUACGUUAUGAUAAUCCAAUAUUAGUUAUUAAGCAUCCGGAGAAAAAAGGAGCAGGAGAUGCAGAAAUACCAAGACCACAAACAGCUGCAGUUGUAUUCGAUACAAAACGCGAAACUGAAGAGAUUUUAAAUUCAAUUUUACCACCACGUUGUUGGGAGGAAGAUGGACAAUUAUGGACACAAACAGUUUCCAGUACUCCGGCUACCCGCCAGGAUGUUAUAAAUCUUCAAGAAAUGUUAGAUACUAGACUUCAGCAGACUCAAGCCCGAGAAACUGGAAUUUGUCCUAUUCGUCGAGAACUCUAUUCUCAAUGUUUUGAUGAACUUAUCCGUGAAGUGACAAUCAAUUGUUCGGAACGAGGACUUUUGCUUCUUCGCAUUCGCGAUGAAAUUGCCAUGUCUAUGGAAGCCUAUGAAACGUUGUAUUGUAGUUCUGUAGCAUUUGGUAUGCGAAAAGCUUUACAAGCUCAUGAAGAGAAAGAACGACUCAGGGAAAAAGUAAAACAACUCGAAAUAGAUAAAGAAGCUUUGGAAGAGAUAAUAACAGAUAUGAAAAUUAAAUCGGAACAAAAUGAACGACGUAAUGCUGAAUUAAGGGCUUCGGAAGAAAAGAAAUAUGCUGAAGAAGUUGCAUUUUUGAAGAAGACAAAUGCUCAGUUAAAGGCACAAUUGGAGGGAAUAACAGCACCAAAGAAAUAAAUAAUUUUGUUUUUGAUUUUUUUUUUGUCAAGUUAAAAUGGAUGUUGAUUUAGUUUUGUUUAUUAGUUGUCUGGUUCAUCGAUUUCAUUAAUUAUAGGAGUUUGUUUAAAUUUU
Messenger RNA from Episyrphus balteatus (marmalade hoverfly), 889 nucleotides. It is a transcript of the gene Dnali1, whose product is annotated as putative inner dynein arm light chain, axonemal. Lineage: Eukaryota; Metazoa; Arthropoda; Insecta; Diptera; Syrphidae. The transcript has 4 exons. The coding region runs from base 41 to 775 and encodes 244 amino acids. Gene Ontology annotation, cellular component: axoneme; filopodium. Gene Ontology annotation, molecular function: dynein heavy chain binding. The record is from RefSeq and is a predicted model, not a curated record.